This is a messenger RNA of Cylindrotheca closterium, 1332 nucleotides long. Lineage: Eukaryota; Bacillariophyta; Bacillariophyceae; Bacillariales; Bacillariaceae. The record is from the annotation of a GenBank genome assembly.
AUGGCUCCAUCAGCUUCAGAUCGUCCCUUUGACUUUAUUGUCUAUGGUGCAACAGGAUACACUGGCAAGAAAGUGGCCCAGUAUGUUGUCCAACAACAUGCCUCCUUGUCAAUAGCCAUUGCGGGUCGAUCGAAAGACAAGUUAUUGGCCGUGGCACAAGAAUUGGGAUUGCCCGAAUCCAGUGUCUUGGUGGCAUCGUUGCCAUCCUCUGAUACUAUUACUACUACUGCUGAUGAUAAUGAGAAAACCAAAGAUCAACUGGUCCAGGUCCUGUCUCAAGCCAAGAUUGUUCUGGCAUGUGCGGGACCCUACCGUCAAUGUGGGAUGCCGUUAGUCCAGGCGGCAGUAGAAGCCAAGACAGAUUACUUGGAUCUUUGUGGAGAACCUCAAUUCUUUGACGAUACUCUUUUGGAAUGCGAUGAGGCUGCCAAGACCCAAAAAGUCUUGGUGGUCUCGGCCUGUGCCUUUGAUUGCGUUCCAGCUGAAUUGUCGACCUGCUUGGUGUCCAAGGAACUACUAAAAAAGUAUCCCGGCACUCAAGUGGCAGGAGUAGAAGUCUGCCAUACCUUUGAAGGCUUGUCAAAGGCCAAUGCUACCACCUUUCAUGCGGCCGUGGAUGGAUUUCAUGCAGCUUCCAAGGGUGAUCUCAAGUCGUCACGAAAAAAGGUGACGGAGAAGUUUGGAAUUACCAAGCCACCCAAGCGGCCUGACGAUUGGCCCAAGGUCCCAGAACAGCCAGGAAAUCUACCAACCUAUCACAAGGCUACGGAUACCUACAUUCUCAAGUUCCCUGGAGCAGAUGCCGCUGCCAUCAUGGCGUCUUGGAGAUAUCUUCGACUCCAACAGCCAGAUACCUACAAAGAUCGACCAAAUCCGCGAUUGUCCGUAUGCUUUGGUGUUCAAAGUCAAAUGACUGGUUACAAGGUAAUUGGAAUGGGAGCCAUCUUUUCGGGAUUAGCCUCCACUUCGUUUGGAUGCAACAUGCUUCAUUCCAAUCCUGGUCUCUUUAGCAAUGGUCUAUUUGUGGAAGGAGAAGGUCCUUCCGAUGCGGACUUGGAAGGGGUCUCGUUUUGUACCCAUACGACUGGAUACGGUAGUGGCUCAAAAGAAGAAAUGGUCAAGGUGACCUGCAAGGGCCCUGAACCAGGAUAUGUAGCAACCCCCCGCAUGUUGGUCGCUCUGGGACUCACGGUAUUGAACCAUCGUGACAAAUUGGCAUUUUCGGGAGGUGUCGUACUUCCAGGUGCUCUGUUUGGGGAGACAACGGAAGUGUAUGAGAGUCUAAAAGAAAAUGGAAUCACCAUUGAAGUUGUGGGUGAUGAAACAAAAUAG